GGGGCGGAGCUUGGCUGCACCCACGUGUGGUGGAGUUAAAUACUCGGGAGCCCACACCCGCUGGGGCAGAGAAGCAAGAAGCAGCACCAUGGCAGGCAAGAAAGUCUGCAUUGUCGGCUCCGGCAACUGGGGCUCAGCCAUUGCCAAGAUCGUGGGUAGCAAUGCAGGCCGGCUGGCACACUUCGACCCGCGGGUGACCAUGUGGGUUUUUGAGGAAGACAUCGGGGGCAGAAAGCUAACUGAGAUCAUCAACACACAGCACGAGAAUGUUAAAUACCUGCCGGGGCACAAGCUGCCCCCCAAUGUGGUGGCUGUCCCAGACGUGGUCCAGGCUGCAACAGGUGCUGACAUCCUGGUUUUUGUGGUACCCCAUCAGUUCAUUGGCAAGAUCUGUGACCAGCUCAAGGGCCACUUGAAGGCCAAUACUAUUGGCAUAUCUCUUAUUAAGGGGAUAGACGAGGGCCCCAAUGGCCUGAAGCUCAUCUCUGAAGUGAUUGAGGAGCAUCUCGGCAUCCCCAUGAGCGUGCUGAUGGGAGCCAACAUUGCCAGCGAGGUGGCCGAUGAGAAGUUCUGUGAGACGACCAUCGGCUGCAAGGACCCGGCCCAGGGACAGCUCCUGAAGGAGCUGAUGCAGACACCCAACUUUCGUAUCACUGUGGUACAAGAGGUGGACACAGUGGAGAUCUGUGGGGCCUUGAAGAAUAUAGUGGCCGUCGGGGCUGGCUUCUGUGACGGGCUUGGCUUCGGUGACAACACCAAGGCAGCGGUGAUCCGGCUGGGGCUCAUGGAGAUGAUCGCCUUCGCCAAACUCUUCUGCAGUGGUUCUGUGUCCUCCGCCACCUUCCUGGAGAGCUGCGGGGUCGCUGACCUCAUCACGACCUGCUACGGGGGGCGGAACCGCAAGGUGGCAGAGGCCUUCGCUCGAACCGGAAAGUCCAUUGAGCAGCUGGAGAAAGAGAUGCUGAAUGGGCAGAAGCUACAGGGGCCCCAGACAGCCCGGGAGCUGCACAGCAUCCUCCAACACAAGGGCCUUGUGGACAAGUUUCCCUUGUUCACUGCGGUGUACAAAGUGUGCUACGAGGGCCAGCCAGUGGGUGAAUUCAUCCGCUGCCUGCAGAACCACCCAGAACACAUGUGAAUGGAGCCAGGGCCCAGGACAGGCAGCUCCCUUUGCCCCAACGGAGACAAGCAGGAGCGUGUGACACCCAUCAUCAGGACGGUCUCCGGGACUCCCCAUCCAGCAGAGUCCUCACCGAGGGACCCUGAGGACAGGAGGCUAUGGGGCUCCGCUACACACUUGGAGGUGCCGAACUGCUGCUGAACCCGCAGCCUGUCGCAGAAUCCAAGUUUCCUCGCCGUCCUCUGGGAAGUGUAGAACUAAGCCCCAGGUCUAGGGGUGGGGUUGGGGGAAGGGAAGGCGCCAAGUCAAGGGCUGCUGGUUGCUGCCUCACACACACCGGGAAACUGUCCCAAGUCCCAUUAAGUGACCGAAGAAGUACUUUAGCCAAAUGAGAGAUGAGGCAAAGGCUGCCAAGGGAAGGGUCUGGAUGUCUGAGCUGACACAGAUCCCAGAGACCCUUUGGCUGACCUCUGACCUCUGCCAGGCCCCACGCAACGUCAAUGAUCUCACUGUCUGCUAACAAAAUACAAAGCUCUCAAAAAACUCCCUUCUAACUUCUCCUAGCAACAUUUGCGUCCUCAGAAGCCUCUGCUUCCCCUUCCCUCCCCCCCCCCCCAGGCUACUCUGGCACAAGAGUUGCUCCACACUGGCAUCUCUGGCCCCGGGGCACUCCAUUCUUCCCAGAGACUUCCUGGUUCCUAGGGCUUUGUUUGCCAGGACCUCCCCACCCUGCGUGACCUUUCCAAGCUUUCCCUUGCCUGCACCCAGCUGCCAGCACCCUCUUUGGGGAGCAGGAACUUAAUCUGCUGACUGAGCUACACUUUUUUUUCACAGCAGGCUCAGAUGGCUCAGGCUCCCCUGACCUUCCUAUUCAUCCACCUCCCCAGACAGGAGCUCUGGUUGGGAGAAGUCUCCCCCUCCGACUGCUGACACUUUAAGAAAAAAAAAAAAAGGCAUCUCUACCCCAUAUCUUUCUUCUCAGGGUCCUCACCCACAAAGCCACUCUCUCCAGAGUUACCACCAACUUCAUGUCUAACAGAAUGUAGGAUUCAUAGCUCAUCUUCCUCAGCUCCUUCAGCCCAUACUCUUGACUCUACCCUUUCCUCUUGCCCAAGCCAGUAGUUCUCACACAGCGGGGAGCGCUACCCAGCAUCUGUAGGCUCGGAGCCAAGGAGCAGCUCAGAAGUUCAGUAGCUUUCCACAAUGGUUGGCGGGUCUUGAUAGCCCAAGGCCAGCUGUCCUUGGAACGAGGUCCUAACCAUACUCAUCAGGAGCUUGGGAACUCGAGGGAAGGACGAGGAAAACAGCCUGCCCUAGGGUGAGGGAAGAGCAGAGGGGGAUGGGAGUAUGCUUUGCACUGGCCCUGUUCCAAGGUUGGGUGGCAGCAGGAGAAUGUCACAGAUCAGCAGCCUGGAGCCCUAGCUAUAAAUAGUCCCUGGGAUCUGAGAGGUUUCUCUCUCCACCAGGGGUCUCCAUUUCGUGUGUGGCAGCAACUGGCACACCGUGGCUCUGGCCAGCUUGAUAUUAAACUAACACACUAAGGUGCCAGGUCCCUCUCUGCUCCUAGCCUUUAAGAACUUGGUCUUACCAAUGAAGGUCAGAGCUGUCGGGUAAGGUGAAGAGGGGGGAGCCUCGUCAUCGAUCCUGACUGGGCAGGAUCCCUCCCACUCACGACUCACUGCAGAGCUGUUUCCCAGGAGGUUGGAGCGGGAUGCAGACAGAUUCCAACACUUAACCUAUGUUUGCUCAGCCAGUCAACUGUGAAUCUGAGGCCUUCUGUCAGGCCACUUGUCUACCCAAUAAAGUGUGGUUUUUCCAGAAA
Messenger RNA from Grammomys surdaster, 2942 nucleotides. It is a transcript of the gene Gpd1, whose product is annotated as glycerol-3-phosphate dehydrogenase 1. Gene Ontology annotation, biological process: carbohydrate metabolic process; glycerol-3-phosphate catabolic process. Bases 89 to 1138 code for a protein of 349 amino acids. Gene Ontology annotation, cellular component: glycerol-3-phosphate dehydrogenase (FAD) complex; cytosol. Gene Ontology annotation, molecular function: NAD binding; glycerol-3-phosphate dehydrogenase [NAD(P)+] activity; protein homodimerization activity. The transcript is spliced from 8 exons. The record is from RefSeq and is a predicted model, not a curated record. Lineage: Eukaryota; Metazoa; Chordata; Mammalia; Rodentia; Muridae.